GGUAAAAUGGUGUCAGGCUUUUACUAUGAUAACAAUUUUGGUCGAUACAAUGACAUUAAUACCGAAAAUUUUACCAACGGAGAUGGAGUUGACAGCUGUGAACAUUUUAACGGGCACUAUUUUCAUUUUAACAUCAACCUUCAAAAGGAAUACAGCAUUAAGUUGUCGAGGAUUAUAUUCAAAGGAAAUUUUUCUUCAAACGGAACGAAUUUUCGAUCACACGAUAACAUCCAUGAUUGGCCAUUUUACGUCUAUAAUGCAUUUAGAUCCGACGUUCCACACACAGUAGAUUUUGAUAUUCAACGAACAGGAUCAACCAUUUACUUUUAUAUAUGGUCUGAUAGUAGAAGCCCUUUCGAAUUUGAACUAUGUGAGAUAGAAAUAAAUGGUUGUGAGGUUGACCACUAUAGUGAGGACUGUCUGCCCUGUAAUAAGUCAGACAAUUGUGAAGUUUGUGACGUUAACAAUGGAGAGUGCUAUAUCUGCAGAGAAAACUAUACCGGACCGAACUGUAGCAUAA
Molecule: messenger RNA, 520 nt
Organism: Saccostrea cuccullata (small rock oyster)
Lineage: Eukaryota; Metazoa; Mollusca; Bivalvia; Ostreida; Ostreidae
Exons: 3
Source: RefSeq, a predicted model, not a curated record